Messenger RNA from Sinocyclocheilus rhinocerous, 2741 nucleotides. RefSeq names its product transketolase-like. The transcript is spliced from 14 exons. NCBI's taxonomy places the organism in Eukaryota, Metazoa, Chordata, Actinopteri, Cypriniformes, Cyprinidae. Bases 203 to 2080 code for a protein of 625 amino acids. Gene Ontology annotation, molecular function: transketolase activity; thiamine pyrophosphate binding. The record is from RefSeq and is a predicted model, not a curated record.
UAUCGGAUGAGUUGACAGCUGACGUAACGCCUCGCUUAAAAGCUACAGCGCAGCACGUUACCCGCGUCCCACACCGUGCUCGGCUCUGCUGCUUACUGCGUUUAUCUUAGCAAUAACAGAUUAACGUAGUAUCAGAAGAGUUUAUUUUUCUGAGUUACAGCACUCGCGUUCAUUCCAUCGCAUUUCCCCACACAGUUGAAACAUGAGCUAUCACAAACCCGACGAGAAAACUCUGCAGGCCCUGAAAGACAUCGCCAACAAGCUCAGGAUUCACUCCAUCAAGGAAACAUGCGCCUCAAACUCCGGGCACCCAACCUCGUGCUGCAGCGCUGCCGAGCUCAUGUCAGUGCUGUUCUUCCACACCAUGCGCUACAAAGCCAAUGAUCCCCGCAACCCCAGCAAUGACCGCUUCAUCUUGUCCAAGGGCCAUGCUGCUCCCAUUCUGUAUGCUGCCUGGGCAGAGGCUGGAUUCAUCAAAGAGUCUGAGCUGCUAAACCUGCGCAAGAUCGACUCUGACCUGGAGGGUCACCCCACCCCUAAACUAGCGUUUGUGGAUGUGGCGACUGGUUCUCUUGGCCAGGGUUUGGGUGCUGCCUGCGGUAUGGCGUACACCGGAAAAUACUUUGAUAAAGCUAGCUACCGUGUGUACUGCAUGCUGGGAGAUGGUGAGUGUUCAGAAGGGUCGGUGUGGGAAGCCAUGGCUUUUGCCUCCUAUUACAAGCUUGACAAUCUGGUGGCCAUCCUUGAUGUGAACCGCCUGGGCCAGAGUGAGGCAGCACCACUGCAGCACAACAUGGACACCUACAAGGAGCGCUGCAAGGCCUUUGGCUUCAACACUUAUGUAGUUGACGGCCAUGAUGUGGAGGAGCUGUGCAAGGCUUUGUGGCAUGCUGAACAAACGAAAGGGAAGCCCACUGCCAUCGUAGCCAAAACAUUUAAAGGCAAAGGGCUCAAAGGCAUUGAGGAUCAGGAUAACUGGCAUGGGAAGCCUAUGCCUAAAGACCGUGCGGAAGAGCUGAUUAAUGACCUCCUGAGCCAGAUCCAGUCACCCAAUAAGCCCCUCCACCCUCAGCUGCCCAAUGAGGAUGUUGCUCUAGCUGACCUCACCCCCAUCCGCCUGCUCACAGCUCCAGAAUACAAGAUAGGAGAUAAGAUGUCCACCAGGAAGGCUUAUGGUGUAGCCCUGAAGAAGAUGGGGGAUGCCAGCCCUCGUGUGGUGGCCAUGGAUGGUGACACCAAGAACUCAACCUUCUCUGAUAUCUUCAAGAAGGCCCAUCCUGAUCGCUUUAUUGAAUGCUUCAUUGCCGAGCAGAACAUGGUGAGCGUGGCCAUUGGUUGUGCUACUCGUGAUCGCACAGUUUCAUUCGCCAGUACUUUUGCUGCCUUCUUUGCUCGUGCCUACGACCACAUCCGUAUGGCAGCGAUCUCCCAGUCUAACGUCAACCUGGUCGGCUCACACUGUGGUGUUUCCAUUGGUGAGGAUGGCCCCUCACAGAUGGCACUGGAGGAUCUCGCAAUGUUCCGCGCUAUCCCAACAUGCACAGUCUUUUACCCUAGUGAUGGAGUAUCUACUGAGAGAGCCGUGGAGCUUGCAGCCAAUACAAAGGGUAUCUGUUUCAUCCGUACCAGCCGACCUGACACUGCCGUCAUCUAUGAUGCUGGAGAGAAAUUUGAAGUUGGGAAAGCCAAGGUGGUGCGGCAGUCUGACAAAGAUCAGGUGACCAUCAUUGGAGCUGGAGUAACACUGCAUGAGGCACUGGCAGCACAUGACCAACUGGCCAAAGAAGGUGUGAACAUUCGGGUUAUCGACCCAUUCACCAUUAAGCCCCUGGAUGCCUCCACUAUUGUGGCAAAUGCUCGUGCCACAGGAGGAAAGGUGAUCACUGUAGAGGACCACUACAAAGAGGGUGGUCUGGGCGAGGCCGUCCUGUCUGCAUUGGGUGAAGAGCCUGGCAUUGUGGUGCACCGGCUGGCUGUGAGCCGUGUGCCUCGGAGCGGCAAACCGCAGGAGCUUCUGGACAUGUUUGGCAUCAGUGCCAAAUCUAUCGUUGCCGCCGUCAGGCGUACUUUCGCCAACUGAAACACUUUGAACCACCCUGAACCUACACCCUUCCUCUUUCUCCACUCCUAACCCAGACCCUAAAGACAAGUUCACCACACAUCCUUAUCAUUCCAGCUCACGGAUAUACCUACCUUAGUGUGUGAAAAUACUCUAACUUGUGCACUAUAAGUCUAUACAGUGUCGGCCAUAGCUUUGGAGUGUUUUCACUUUGCAUCAUCAUCAGUUUUAACUUCUUGAAAACUUUAAAUGCUGCAUUAAUAGUAGUUUUUAAAAGCUUGGAAGUGUGGAUUAGAUCCGAGUGCAUUGCAUUUGCACUUUUCGGGAAUAUCAUUAAAACCAAUGACCAUUUCACAUUAAGUCAUUUCAUCCUUUCCUUAGCUUUGGCUCGGUGUGCUUGCUGUAAUUAUUACAAGCCAGUAUGAAAAAUAAAUUUGAUAGCCGUGAUGGUGCUUUCAGGGAGUAACAAAGUAUAUUUCCGUUUUUUUUUUUUUUUUACUGCUGUUGCAUAAGCUACUGGACAACCAAUUUUGGAAAGUUAGUACAUGAACGGUUUGGUUUUGAUGAUCUGAUAAAUUGUAUCUCAUGUUACAACACCCUCACUGUCAUUGUGUAAACAUAGUUUUCACUGAAUUUGAUGUAAUGUGUUAAUAAAUUGAACUGCCCAUCCAAUGUGCCUAUA